Apis florea (little honeybee) is the source of this 5163-nucleotide messenger RNA. RefSeq lists its product as uncharacterized. Gene Ontology annotation, molecular function: zinc ion binding. NCBI's taxonomy places the organism in Eukaryota, Metazoa, Arthropoda, Insecta, Hymenoptera, Apidae. The record is from RefSeq and is a predicted model, not a curated record.
GCUGAAAUCAAAGAAAAUCAAUGUUUCGAGUAAACCACUUAAACCGCACUCAAUUUUCCUCAACUAAUGUCUCCGUGUUCCUUAAGAACGUUCACGCGAGACUAUCGAUGCGAGGCGAUAGUGUUGCAGCAGAUUGUGGCCUCGGGGUGCGGUUGUGGUCGCAGCACGCACAGGCCCUCGUGGAAUGAUGCCGGACCGACAUGACUGGAGUGCGCGCGCGUACUCAAAAGGGGCCUCUUGGCGAGGCGUCGGGCCCUGACACGCCACACAUAUUAGAAACGAAUAUAAAUAUAUCGGGAGGCUCAGCAGGCAUCGCGGUGCAAUAGUGGGGAUAGACGAACUCGUAUUGGUGGCGUGGAAGUUACACACAGUGCAGCGGCGUAACAACCUGAGUUCGAGAACGGGCCUUCGUUCUCCCUCCCUUGAGGCGGCUUUCUAGCAGCCGGCAGCCGCCCUUGCCCCGCACCUCUCCUGCUCGUAGCGGUCCCAUAGCAUGCUCAGUGUCCGCCCGGCCUCAGCACGCCCGAGUAGGAAGGAUGAGAACGCUGCUUCUAGAAGCUUUUUAAUGCGAUUCUAUACUAUUGCCAAUUAACCGCGUGGGCCUUUAAUUAUCUAUUUUUUUCAUACAUUCGCAAGUUUUGUGUGUAUUUCAGCCUGAAGAUCAAUUAAAAUUAAGUGUAUACAACGAGAAGAUUCUUGAUGAUUGUGUUUGACAGUUAAUCGUUGAUAUUCCAAUUUUGUGAUACCGUUUUGUAACAGGAUUAAAAUCAUUGUUUUUGAAAAAUUGUUAGCAAUUUUGGACCAUAUGGAUCAGUGAUUGACUGGGCUAAAGAUAUUUGAGAUUUCGAUUUAUCAGGCUGGUCUCGGAAUAGAUUGACACGUCGCGUGUCAAAGCUUGGACGUGAAACAAAUACGAUCCACUAGAGAGGAUGACCGUAGUGAGAGCGGUGAUCGGAAAUUAAUGCUUAAGAGAGAUAACUGUGUGAAUCCCAGGCGGCGAAGGAAGGAAAACCGAUAGAUCGAUUCGAGAAUCAGCGUGAAACGUUAUCGUUCGCUCAAUUCCCUUUGUACAUUCGGCCACACUGCCGCGUAUUAAAACGUUAAUCUCCGGCUGUACUACCGGUUAUACGUACUCUUACAGAUUGCCUCUCCCUCACCCUUCUUCGUCUCUCUUUCGAUUCUGUACAUUCUAUCCUCUCUCUCUUCGCUUCAUUCCUCUCUGUUGCUCCUUCCUCGCUUCGUCUUUGUCUCUUCCCUUGCUCUCCACUAGCUACUACCUUUCUUUUCUCCUUCCUUCCUCGCAGUACUCGCUUUCUCUAUCUCUCUGACUUGUCCUUGUCUUGGAGAGUCCUCUUGGUGUUCUCUAAGAGCGCGUGCCAACCAGAGAAACCGAAAAGAAACAUGAUAUCCCGUCAUAUGAACGUCAAUGUUAUCUUUUUGUCUUUGUCUUCCGUAAAACUGUAAAAUUAUAUGGAAUAACACAUAGAGAAAUAAGGAUAUCUUUUGACCUCGAUGGAGUAUUGGGUUGAUGACGACAUGCACGGAAUCAUCGAAUUUCAUCUUUUGGCUUUAACAGUUUUUGGAUUCCGAACACGAUCCUGUCAACUCUUGAGACAGAACAUGAAUGAAAGAAGAUUUAUUUUUUAUUGACGAAAAGAUCAAUUGCAUACUAAUUGCGAUAUCAUUAAUACAGGAAUACAAAAUGUUUGAUAUUAAAAGAUGACCUUAUUGAACUAAAGAUAUUAAAAAAAAAAAUUAAAUCGAUUAAUUAAUUACAAUCAAAUUAUGCAAUGAAUCAUAAAUAAUGCCCUUUACAAAUAUUAUAUCAUUCAGAUGACAAUUAUAUAGAUCAACUUCUACCUCGUAAAUAGAAAGUAAUGUCGAGUUUAGCGAGAAGACGGAAGACCUCGGUUCUGGGAUCGAAAAGAUGGUGGCAGGGUGGCUGCUGGGCGACCAGGAGCCACCAGGAAGCUUAUCUUCGUAAACUUUACGCCAGGAAGAACGAUCAAGUCAAUAAAAUAGACGAUGAAUCCGCUAUUCAAAGGGAUCUAUCUACCAAUUGGACGUCUAGUGCUGUGUAUGAGUUGCCCUCUACCGACGAACAUUAUCUGGAUGCCUUUUUGAGAAAUCGUGAAGAUGGAAACGAGGAAGAUGAUGUGGUUGGAGUUGUCGUCGGCUGUCCAGCUUUGGCCGCGGCUAGAACUAGUCCCACGGAGAAGUGUGUGGAAUAUCUGAACAAUACUCAUGACGUCGCAGCGUUUGAAAACGAACGCAGAAUUACGGGAGAGCCAGUGGUAGCCGAUUGCGGUUCUGUGCAUUCGGGUUACGAUGUCGCUGCUUCUGCAGAAAAGGUGUGCAGAAGCUGCAGGUGUCCCAGGGAGGAACAUCAGCGGACUUCGACGGAGGCGGGUGGUCCCUCGGGACUCGGCCUCGGUCCUGGUCCGCCGAUGGCCAUGGCCAUGGCUUUCCAGAGUGGGGCCGCCGGUUCUUCUCAUCAGGAACCCUUCAAGAGUCCCGUGCAACCGGCUCCGCCGGGCCUCGCCCUUCAGGAGGCCCUGAUGCAUCAUCAGAGGCAUUCUCAAAGCGACGAUGACAGCGGAUGCGCGCUCGAAGAAUACACGUGGGUCCCGCCAGGUCUCAGGCCAGAUCAAGUACACCUGUACUUCAGUGCACUACCGGAAGACAAGAUCCCGUACGCGGGCAGCGCCGGCGAGCGGGAACGGGUGAAGCAGCUGCUGCAACAACUCCCACCGCACGACAACGAGGCACGGUACUGUAGCGGGCUAACCGAGGAGGAGAAGCGGGAGCUAAGGGUGUUCGCCGCGCAGCGGAAACGCGAAGCGCUUGGACGAGGACACGCGAGCCAGCUGGACAGGCCCCACGGCGCCGGAUGCCGCGAAUGUAGCAGGCCGAUCGCCGCCGGCGAGAUGGCAGUGGCCGCGAGCCGCGCCGGACCAUCCGCCCUCUGGCAUCCGGCCUGCUUCGUCUGUUGCGUAUGCAGGCAGCUGCUCGUCGACCUGAUAUACUUCUGGAGGGAUGGCAGGCUAUACUGCGGCAGGCACCACGCGGAAACGUUGAAGCCGAGAUGCUGUGCUUGUGACGAGAUCAUACUUGCCGACGAAUGCACAGAGGCGGAAGGGAGGGCGUGGCAUAUGAGGCACUUUGCGUGCCUCGAGUGCGAUCGGCAGCUCGGGGGUCAAAGGUACGUGAUGAGAGAAGGCAGACCUUACUGUCUCCGAUGUUUUGAUGCCUCGUUCGCCGAGUAUUGCGACAGUUGUGGCGAACCAAUUGGUGUCGAUCAAGGGCAAAUGUCGCACGAGGGUCAACACUGGCACGCAACCGAGGCUUGCUUCUGUUGCGCCACUUGUCGCACAUCCCUUCUUGGACGACCAUUUCUUCCACGGAGAGGUGCCAUUUAUUGCAGUAUUGCCUGUAGCAAAGGGGAACUACCAACGACGCCAAGUGAUUCUUCUGCUGGACCACCACCACCACCACCUUCCUUCCUUAGAACUGGCCGGAGACCACCACCUCCAAGCGAAGGUUCCUCGAGUCCACCACCCCCACCACCACCUCCACCACCACCUGGAUCCAGACAUACUCUCUGUUCACCACGUAAUUCACCUCGGAUGAAUAGAAAGCAUCAAACAUCUGCUUCUCUAGCGACAACACCUACGCAAAGCACUUUAAGCCCUGAAUUUCCGGUUGAAACGUUUCCUUCGAGUAGUUCCAGAUCAAAUGGUCUUGAUCGUGUAUUACUCGAGAGGAAUCUCGAAAGACUUCUUCAGGAACGUAGUUCUCAUCCAGAAGAAAAUCGUAAUGAAUUGGGAAGGUUGAUGCAAGCGAGAGAUCGUGAGCCAUUAAGAUGCAUCCAGAAUUGCGCUCCUUCCCAUGCAUCAAGCAUGCCAGAGCUACCACCACCUCCCCGACCAUCAUCUGGAGCAUCAGCAUCGGCAUCAACGUCUACAUCGACCGGUGUUGUCGCAACCGGGGUUGUGCUAGAAUCGGCGACAUCGCCUACGACCCUCAUUGUCGGUCAAACCGACCCUCCGACACCAACAUCGCGGCGCGUGCGGUUUCAGGGUGACUUGGACAUGAACGAUCACGCGGCGAGUUCCUCCCGUGUUCCCCUGUCGCCUGAUAAUGAUAGGAAUUCGUCAUCUUCGCCUUCUCCUCCGCUUACAUCGCUAUCGAGAACAAACGUGUCUCGAUCGAGAAGCUUACAAUCGGAGGAAGUGGCUGACACAUCCUCUUGGGGUAUCGCUGGAAACUCAAAAUCGAGGAUAGACGGCGAAGAAGAAGACAUUGAAUCCUGCUGUUCCACCUGUAGCUCGUCAAGCAGUUCCGACGAAGCUGCAGCUUAUGCCUUACCUCCAAGGAGAGCAUAUGGCGGUGUUAGAAUCUCUUACGUGCCCAAUGAUGCAGUUGCAUGUGCAAGGAAACGUACACCGACAUCCUCGACGUCGAAUCAAACGCAGAGAGAUACAGAUAAAUGCAUCGUAUCCUGAUGAUAUCUUCGAGAGUGUAGAAUAGUUUUUAUAUCAAUGUAUUACCUCGAGGAAAAUUUUUGUUUCGCGAUUAUACGACGUGAGGAAUAGAUUCGUGCAAGUCUCGAAUCGACGAACAACGCGAAACAUGAACGAACACAAAUAAAAAGAAGAGUUCCUAAAAUCGAUGUAACCGAGGUUUGCAAAAUUUUUCACAGUCGAGACUCGACUUUGAGUGCGAACUAAACUCCAGAGAGGAUUUUUAAUAUAUUCCUCGUGUACAUAGUUAAAACGUACUUCCGAUACGAUCACUCGUGAAUACCAAACAAUCGCGAAGAUCGCGCUUCUCCUUCUAUUUUUAUUACCCCGUUGAAUGUAUUUUAUAAUUACGAUGACGAUAAUAUUAUAUUUUAUUACCAUUGCCAUUCCUAAUAAAUAACAUUUUUAACAAGUGCCGUGUUCUUCUACAAGAUUCGAUUGUUCUGUAAUUUUUUCAGACAACGAUCUGUGAUAAGAGCAUUGGUUACAAAGACUCUACUUCACAUGAAACAAUUACAAGUAUUUAACCGUGAUGCAACUGCAUUACGUUAUGCUAUAAGUACAAAUGAAGAGCGUUCGGACCGAGAUGUAGACAAUCUGAAAAGUAUUCGCAAAAUAAAUUGAAACGAAGUCUAUGGAA